Messenger RNA from Boleophthalmus pectinirostris (great blue-spotted mudskipper), 5665 nucleotides. It is a transcript of the gene n4bp2, whose product is annotated as NEDD4 binding protein 2. The record is from RefSeq and is a predicted model, not a curated record. Bases 168 to 4901 code for a protein of 1577 amino acids. The transcript has 16 exons. NCBI's taxonomy places the organism in Eukaryota, Metazoa, Chordata, Actinopteri, Gobiiformes, Gobiidae. Gene Ontology annotation, molecular function: ubiquitin binding.
GAUUUUAACAGGAAGGCUGAUCUACUUGUUGGAGCGCUGUUUUAACGCUGUGACACGGACUUGUUAUGCAGUAGAUUUGUCUAGCACCAUGCGUUUAUUACCUGUUCCUUUUUUGUGACUGCUGAAAGAGUUGGCCUCGCGUUACAGCUAAUGAAAGCUAUCGACAAAUGCCUCGAAAAAAGAAGAGUGGCCAAAGCCCUGCUAGAGUCCCGAGUGGUCUGCAGCUAGAAAGGGGAACCAACCCGGGCUACCGACCUCCUCCAAUGGCGAGCCACUUUUUCCCCGCGUCCUCGCUCUCAAAAGAGGACAUCGUGAGAAACAUGCAGGAGAUGUUCUCGCAUUUGGACCCAGAGAUUAUAGAGAUUGUGUUGUCCGAGUGUGACUUUAAAGUUGAAAAUGCAAUGGAUGCUCUUUUGGAGUUAUCCGUCACAGCUGCUGAGCCACAGCCUGUUUCAGCCUCUGUGUCUGGGUUUGAGAGAACUGCUGCAGAACUACUCACGCCCCAGCACUUUGCCGAACCUCCAUCUCAAACAGACCAGACAACACAUGAGUCAUCCACAUCCCCAACCUGUUUUAUAACAGAAGAUUUGGACUAUUUAGUUGAUCAGGAAGUGCAGUCACUCAGUGCACAGGCAAACCUAAUAGACCAGCAGUCGCUCAGUCAAACUGUGAUUGUGACUGAAGAUCUGCAGUCUCACCUGGAACCUCUGUGCAGUGGGACUUCUACAGAGAAGUCACUUUCUCACCGAAGCGUGCAAAGUUCUGGUGCUUCAUCUCCUCUUGAUCAACUCAGUACAUUUGAUGACAUAUAUGUACGAGAGGAACAGGUCCCAACAGAAACUGCCCAGUACCAAAGCACACUGUCUGUUGAUCUCAUUACGUCUGGUCAUUCUUCUGCAUUUCACGUGUACACAAAACAAAACAACACAAAUCCUGAAGAAGUUAUGGUAUCUGAGGCCACAGGAACGAAGAUAGGCCCUUCUUAUGAGAACAUGGAUAGCUUUGCAUCCAUCAGCUGGAACAUUGAAGCACCAGCAUUUCAGCCCCACGUUCAUGAAAGCCAAGGUUCAGCCUUUAUCACUCCUGUGGCCCCUGAUUGGCUCAGAGGGCCAAGGCACCCCUUCUACUGGCACAGGCCGAACACCCAGACACCUCAGAGGGCACAUUCUUCUGCACCCAGACCUUGGGCUUUGCCCCCUCCACAAACCACAGGCCCACAGUCCAACAGGCUGCAUUUGGAAGGGAAGGUCCUUGUGUUGUUGCGUGGACCACCAGGCUCAGGCAAAUCAACUUUGGCAAGAGCUCUGUUGGAGCACAAUCCCAGUGGAGUCAUCCUCAGCACUGAUGACUAUUUUAUAGUUAAUGGAGAAUAUCGCUUUGACCCAACUGUCUUAGGAGAGGCUCACAGCUGGAAUCACAAUCGAGCCAGGCAAGCAUUUGAAAGAGGGGCUAAUCCUAUCAUUAUCGAUAAUACCAACAUGUGUGGAUGGGAAAUGAGACCCUACGUGGUUCAGGCAUUGAAACACAGUUAUAAGGUUUUGUUCAGAGAGCCAGACACUUGGUGGAAAAACAAACCACGAGAACUGGAAAGACGCACUAAGCAUGGUGUGCCAAUGGAGAGAAUACGACGUAUGCUCUGUGGAUACGAGCGCUUCGUCACAGUCAAGUCCAUUUUGGGCUCACAGAUGCCAGAGAGGAAACAGCCAGUGGCAACUGAAACUGGGGAAGCGUUGGCACUUGAAGUGCCUUGCCCUGACAUUGUAGGGGAAUCUGGUGAAGUAAAUGCCAAAUCUCGCACGGAAGCUGAUCCCUCUCUACCUGAUAUCUCUGUCGCCCAUGACAACAAGUACUUCAAAGACAAACGGGAAAAUGCUGAUUUGGGCAUGGGGGAGUUUGCCAAGAUAAUUCCUGACAGUAAUGUGGAGCAUAUUAUUAUCAGUGACAAUAGCCUUGAUGAGUUACCUGCUGCAUUCUCUGAGUCUAUUGGGCAAAGGAUGAAAAGGGAACGGUCUGAUAGAAAGUCUGGUGUAGACACUUCAGAACCUGCAGGUGAGUCAAAAGAUGGAUAUAAAUCUGCAAUGGACAUUCUGUCACAGCAGAGAGACAUCACAGUUGAAAAAAGUUUUGACUUUGAAGGAGACUGGCCCUCCACAGCUUCACUAGACCAGCGUCCAGAGAGGAGACAUGAGAGACUUCGCAACAAGGCCACAGAAAGAGCAGCAAAUCAAUUUUCUAAAACAACAGAUACACCAAAACCUGAUUUUACAGAGAUGCAAAAGCUUUUAGAUCUGAUUCAAACAGGAGCAGAUCCUGUUAAUACUGAUUCUUCAUCUUUAUCGCCCCUUUCUGCUAGCUCUGGAGAUAAUGAUGCCAGUCAAUCUGAAAUUAAAGAAAGGAGCACAGGAGAACUCCCAGACUGUGUUUUUGAUUCACAAGCUGCUGGACGCACUUUAGUUGGAAGAAAUGAGUUUAAUCUGGAACUUGGUGCUAGUCAGAAUACUGCAAAUUGUGAUGACGAUUCUGAGGGUCCUGAGUUUGAGAGUUUGGGUGAAUCCGAAAGCAGCCAAAUAAGUGAUGCAACAGGAAGCCAGGAGCGCAAGCAGCGUCAUAAUCGUCGCUCGGGGAAGUCAUGUAAACUAGCCCUGACAUUUACACAGAAUUGUCCUGAAGCAUCUGUGGAUUCUGUUGAAAGUUCUGCUGCAGAUCAAUCAAAUGAUGAGCCAAAUCUUGAUCUUAAAACUGACUGUGAGCUGUGUACGGAAACCAACAUAAUGGCAGACUAUGAAGCACCUCCAGGCUCUUCUACCCAAACCGAACCACAUGACUUUGCCCUACUGUGGCGUAUCAAUCAAAAUAGUCUUGAUACAUCCGUCACGUCCACCUGCAGUUUCCGAAUUUUAUGUAGCAGCCCCUCAGGUUAUGUACCUGUAAUGUUCUGCUCCACUGCUUCAAUUAAUCCAACUGACCAUAAUGAGAUCCCAUAUUCUGUAGUCCAUGAAAAAAGCACCCAAGUGGAGGAGAAGGAGUUUGGGACAAGUAAAGAUGUAACUGAAAAUCUGCUUAUUCUGAGGCGCCAUUUUAAACAGGUCGCAUUGGACAUGUUAGAAGACUUGUUUGAAAAAUGUCAGAGAGACAUUGAAUGGACAACCAAUUUGCUGCUAGACUCAGGAGAGAGGUUCUUUAGAGAUGAUGAGAAUGAAGAAGAGCUUCCCUCUUCUUCAUUAUCAUGCACAGAAAGUGAAGAUAGGCCAAGCUCUGAUGUGUUAAAUACCUGGCAGUAUGAGAUGAUGACUGACCCAAGACCAGAUGUGGUUGUGGAGGAGAUUCAAACAUUCACAGCAUCGGAAUCAUGCGAAAAUAUCGACUCUAACAAAUGUGACUCCACUGCAUCUUCUAGUAUUUUGGAUAAUAAUAUUUCUCAAGAAAAUGGCAACAAAUGCGAUCUUAUACCUCAGCAAAUAAAGGAAAAAUCAUCAUAUCUGAAUCAAAGCACUACACCUGGGGCGACAAUGCCAUGUGACUCGGGCAGUUUGGGAGAUGCAGAAAGAGUUGAAGGUUUAACAGAAGAAUCGGAGGAUGACAUCAGUAGUAUAAAUGAGGUCCAUAGACUUUUACAGGCUGAGCUUGAAGAACUUGAAAUAGAAGAAAAAGAGAGGGCGGAAGUAAAGGCCAAGAUGAAAGAUGUAAAACAAAAAAGGAAAGCACUCAUGGAUAUUCAGAGUGUGGAGUUAAAAUUACCCACUGAACUGGCUCUACAGCUGACUGAACUGUUUGGCCCUGUUGGAGUGGACCCAGAUACAGGCUGCCCGGAGGACUGUGUACUUCACAUGGAUCUGAAUCUGGCCAAACUUCUUCAUCAAAAAUGGAAAGAAAGUAUUCAAGAAAGGCAAAAACAAGCAGCUCUUUCUUUUCAAUUGCUUCAAGAAAGUUCUGUUCAUUGGAGUAAACCACAAAACUGGGCUGCGGCAGGAUCCAGUCCAGGUCGGCCCCAGAGGAGCAGAGACUGUUCUUCACAUCAGAACCAUCGUCCAGAUAGUGACAGUCACCUGCCCUUUAUGGAUCACUGGCAUGUGUCCCGACAACACGUGUCUCUCAGAGAUAUCAUUAAGGAGGAGAUGGCUUUACAAGAAAACAGACAGAAGGCGAGACGCAGUCAGACUGAUGUGGAUAAGCGUGACGGGGCCACUCUACUAAAAGAAGACCAGUUGUUUGCUCUCUUUCCCACUAUUGAUAGACAUUUCCUUCAGGACAUCUUCAAAGAUCACAAUUACUCUUUGACUCAGACAGAGUUGUUUCUUCGCUCUUUAUUGGGCGAGGGUCCUGCUAAGACAGUUGUUGCACCAGAAGCUCCGCGAAUCACCCCCAGAUCAGGCAGCAGAGACAGGGACAAGAAACCAGUGGAACCAGUCAUGCCCGGUUAUCAGGACACAGAGGACCCCGAGUAUGAGGACUUUAGAGCUGAGGCCAAUCUGCAGAGGAGAAGACAGCUCGAGAGUUUUGCCAAAGCAGCAGAGGCCUAUAAACAAGGGCACAAGGAAGUAGCAUCAUUUUACGCUCAGCAGGGUCACUUGCAUGGCCAAAGGAUGCGGGAGGCUAAUCACAGAGCAGCGGUCCAAAUCUUUGAGAGGGUGAACUCCUCCUUAUUGCCACAGAACAUCUUAGACCUUCAUGGGCUUCAUGUGGACGAAGCUUUGGAGCAUUUGACCGAAGUUUUAGCAAAGAAAACCACAGACUGUGAGCGUGGCCUUUGUCGCCCUCAACUCUCUGUCAUCACAGGAAGGGGGAACCACAGCCAAGGAGGCGUGGCCCGCAUCCGUCCCGCUGUUCUAGACUACCUCACCAACAAACACUACAGGUUUACGGAGCCCAAACCAGGCCUCGUGUUGGUCUCUUUGAAGUAAAAUGAACCUGGUUUCUUUGAAAUAUGCUACUUACACAUGGUCUAUGAGUUUAUUUCAAGUGCAAACUCUAUUUAAUUCUCUAAAAAACUGCAGCUAUUUUAGAGGUGGUUUUAUUGUUUUUCAUUAAGCAGAACAGCCGUUUCACUCAUGUCUUAUUAAUGCAAAUUGUAUUUUUUGAAAGGAAUUUGAGUCCCACUAUAAUUUGCAAUGCACCUUAAUGUGAACAACAACUACACUGUACUUAAUGAGGUAGGUACAGUGGGGGAAUAAUUUAUACACUUAAAUAAGGGACUGAUUGAGGCACUGCCAACAGUUUUUUAAAAGAUUUUAUGAUCUAUUUUUUUUACUUUAUAUUUGAUUUGGGGUAUUGAGUUUGCACUAUGAAACUACACUUCCAACAAUAAAGAUUUGUAAUAGAUUUUAACUAACUUUUAUUUAAAUUAUAUCAUCUUAUCCUGAGAGAACCAUUUUUGCCAUUUCCUGCCAGUUGGUCCUGAUUGUGGCAGGUCAUGUGGUUUGGUGUCAUACAAAUAUUCAACAAACACAAGCUGAGUUCUCAUUUUAAGGCCAGUUAAUAAGAAAUAUGGUUUUAUGUUUGUAAUAAUUAAAUUAUAUGAAGUUCUCAGGUUGAAACAUGCUAUAAAAAUAAAUGCUAUAAAAGUAAAUUACCAUUUUGACAGAUUUUGUAUUUUUGUACUAUUCAGUUCAUGGUUUUACCUACUAUAUUCAGAAUUUUUGUGCUUAAAUAAAUGUGUUUGUUUGCA